Molecule: messenger RNA, 1327 nt
Organism: Megalobrama amblycephala (Wuchang bream)
Lineage: Eukaryota; Metazoa; Chordata; Actinopteri; Cypriniformes; Xenocyprididae
Exons: 4
Coding region: 81-788 (235 amino acids)
Source: RefSeq, a predicted model, not a curated record
UUCAGUGUACUAUAUCCAUCUCGAUCUGUGUUCAGAUCUGUGUAUUAGUACAGUUGAAUUGCACAUCAUAGCUUUCUGAUAUGUGUACGGUUUCGGAUCAUAAAAUUUUACUUGGUUGUAAGAUUUUGGAUCAGUGUACCAUUACAGAUCAGAAAAUGUAUAGCAAUAAAUUUCGCACGCUCAGGCUCCCGACGUGUGUCAGUCCUGCUCUGACUGCUGCAGACAGGCCAAGACUGCAGCCACAACCACCACCGAAAAGGAGCCCAAAAGGCAUUGCGACGAUGACGGAGCUCACGCGCCAGAACAGUAUUCGUGUCUCCAGUCGUCCGCAGUCUGUCCAGCUUCCUCCCAUCUUUGGCACUUCCUAUGUUAGAGGACUGUGUCCAAAUCCACCUGCUCAGGAAAAGACAACGCCUUCAGUUCAAUGCCAUCAAUCAUUUGACAAGGCCAGACUGCAGAGAAACCUUGCACAGAAGGUAUCAGAGCAGCACAUUGAGCAUCAAGUAGCCAAAGGCCGCAGAUACGAUUUCAUAGAGGCUCGGAGGACAGAAGUGCGUCGGCGUCAUGGGCGUGAAAAGGUGGAAAUGGAGGAAGCUCUCACUCUACAGAGAGCCAAGCUGGAACAGGACGUCCAUCAUAUGCGUCAGAAACAUAACCAGUUUCUGGAAGAGAAGAGGAGGAGGAUUCAGGAGCAAGAGAUGGUUUGCCGUUUCAACCAACACCACAACGCUCGAGCGAGGGCUGUACACCGACACAACGACUGGAAACAAGCAAAUGGAGUUGAGUAAAAGUGCUCCAGUACGCUCAAGUUGAACGACCCCCUCAAGCAGUUGGAAAUGGUGAAUAAUGAAUGAAAACGGGCUCCUCCUCAUCAUGGCGGACGGCCUCAGGCUCCUCCACUCGCUCACGGACGACAGCCGCCCCUCCACAACCCAGGCGGCUGGCAGCGAGUUCGUCCGUUCCCCUGGCGAGUUACUCCAGCCCACCGCCGCGAGCGUCCACUGCAGCAGACUCUGCUCAGAUGCGCUCGCUGGCACAGCGGAUUUCCCACAGUUGCGUUCCUCCUUUCUUCUGUUUAAAGUUUAAAGUUCACAGAAGAAGGAGGCGGGAAACCAGCGAACGUUCAACAUAAUGCUUUAAUCAUAAAAUCCAAGCCUGGUCCUCCCUCAUAAAAGGCCAAAUGAACCAGAUAAAAUGCUCUUGCAAAUGAUUUUGAUCUAGACCAAGCAUGAGCUGAUUGCCUUGAGCUUUUUAUAAGUGGUGGGUUUAGUAAACUAAACCAAUGGCUUGGAGCAGGAAACAUUUACUAAAAAACAUUUAUUAUUAA